Molecule: messenger RNA, 651 nt
Organism: Eimeria tenella
Lineage: Eukaryota; Apicomplexa; Conoidasida; Eucoccidiorida; Eimeriidae
Exons: 2
Coding region: 1-651 (216 amino acids)
Molecular function (GO): ice binding
Source: RefSeq, a predicted model, not a curated record
AUGAUGGCCCGCAGCCUAUCUCGCAAACUCAAAAUUGUUGUGGGGCCCGCGCUGUCUUUGCCCGCGAGAGGAGAAGAAUUUGGCAGCAGCAAAACAGACACUGUUGGAGACUCAGCUUUUAUGCCAGUCGAAGGCCUUGGGCACUGCAGCAGCAACAGCAGCAGCAGUAGCAGCAGCAGAAACGGCAGCAGCACGGGUGCUUUCAGUGGUGCAACGUCGGCAGACGCAACAGCAGCAGCAGCAGCUGUUGAGCCGCCAGUGCAGCAACAGCAGCAGCAACAGCCGUUGCGCCGCCAGUGCAGCAACACAGCAGCAGCAGCAGCAGCAAACGUUGAGCCGCCAAGUGCAGCAACAACAGCAGCGGCAGCUGGAGUUCUAACGGCAGCAUCUGCUGCAGCCGCGGCAGCAACAACCGCAGCAGCAGGAGCAGAAGCCACGGCCUUAGCAGCAGCAGUAGCAGCUACAGCAGCAGCAGCAACAGCAGCACCGUCAACAGACGUCCGCGUAGCAGCAGCAGCAACAGCAGCAGCCGCAAAUGCAGCUGCUCCUCUUGCUGCAAAACUGGUGCAACAUAUCUGCAACCUCAGCAGCAGCAGCAGCAGCAGCAGCAGCAACUUACUGCUAGGUCAACAAGCGAAUCGCCCACCCUGA